This is a messenger RNA of Owenia fusiformis, 4125 nucleotides long. NCBI's taxonomy places the organism in Eukaryota, Metazoa, Annelida, Polychaeta, Sabellida, Oweniidae. The record is from the annotation of a GenBank genome assembly.
CGCCAUCUGGCGAAGAAAAAAUUUACAGCUGAUUCGAAUGAUAGUUUCAUGAAUUUAUUAAUUUUUCUUCAGUUUAGAGGAGUACUUCUUUCACAACUAUGUGUUUGAAACAUUCUUGAUUAUGUUGAGCCAACUGUGGUUCUCGAAAAAAUAGAGCUGUCUGAACUAUAUGUAGGGUGCAUCUCAUCAAUUGUUGAAUAACUCCCACUAUCACCAGGAAAGAUGCAGAAAUUAGUUGCAUAUAUCAGGGAUUUCACUGUGACUCAGAGAAUUGCCAUAUUUGGCGCAAUAGUAACUUGUACAUCAAUUUUCACUACAUUCUGGUUGUUACCAUUAUACAUUGCGACUCUACUUGGAUGUGUCAAACUCUCAAGAGUCUUUCUGUUGCGGAAAACAUGUUUACAGUCUCAAAGUUUGAUAAAAAUCCUCCAAAUGGUUGACAAUAUUGAGGAAUUUUGGAGUGGUGUUUUCGGUGCUGCUGAUCAAGAUAGAAUUAAUAAGCUCAAAUAUGAAAAUGUCUCUCACGUUAACAAUGAAAUUAGUACAUUCCUGGAUUUAGUUAUUCGUGAUUUUGUUUAUAGCUGGUAUCAUACAUUUAGUAAAGAUCAGGAAUGUAUGGACAGUGUACAUGAACUGAUUGAGGAAAUUACAUUAAGCAUAAAAGAUCGUCUAGAAAAACUCAAUAUUGAUCAAGUAGUCAAACUUUACAUAGAUUUAUACAGACAGCACUUGGCCAAGUAUCAAAUAGCUGUUCUGCUAUAUAAGAAACAGCCCACAUUUAAUCGCAAGAGUGACCCAAAAGCCCAAAACAAGAAACUGAAAAGCAUUAUUCAUGCAUUUGAAUCAAAAUAUAAAUUCCAUAUUGCUUUAGUUGACAGGGAGAAUGAAAUAGACUACAUCAGGAGCAUUGUACAAAUGAUCUUUACGAUACUCUUGCCGCAUGAUUUGCAGUCCUGCACAGCAGGGAGGAAGUUAUUAGAAGAAAUAUUAACAUGUAAUGUCAUGUUACCUUUAGUUGAAAUGUUAAGCCAACCAGAUGAACUAAACCAAAUAGUAAUUAAGAUUCUCUCAGAUGACAAGGAACAAAAUAAAGAGCAAAUUUCCAUUGAAAGCAGUGUAAGCACUCUUGAAUCAGAACUUCCAACAAAUGAUAAAGAAGAGGAUAGCCUCAGUGUAAAACCUUCACAAGAAAAUGUCAAUGAUAUAUCUGACACACAAACUAUUCCAUGUGUCCAACUUAAUUCAAAACAAGAGGAUGAUGCUAUUUCCACUGAGCUUCCUGACAAUGUAAAAAACCAACAGUUCAACACACCCAAUACUUUAGAGGCAAAUGCCACUGAAGGAAACAAAGAAUUUGUAACUGAUACCUUCAAAAGAAAAUAUUUGAGCCCUGCAGACCUAAAAGAAAAAGAACAAAAUGGUAUAACUCAAGGAAAGUCAGUUUCGAUGCAACAGAAUCAAAUCCCUUCAAUAAAUGUAGAAACAAUAAGUAAAAAUGUAACUUAUAACGACAAUGAACAAUUGAAUGUUGAUGAAGCUGAGGAUGCAGUUGAUGCUCUGGAUGCAAUAAAUGCUCCAGUUGUCCCAUCAGUGCCAAUGAUUCCUAUUGGAGCAAGUACACCAGUGCUAGCCACUAACAUCCCAAUGUCUAGCAGUCCAAAGUCAGAUAUCCUUCCUAGUCAUGUAGCACGCAAGCCAGUGUUUGACACAGUUUCCUUAAGCAGUAGCGAAGAGAGUUUUGAUGCUCAGCAUAUAGAUCCAUAUAUUGGACCCUCACCCUUUCACAGUCAAAGACCAUCUGGCUUGUUCCCAGUUGACUCUACUGAAGGACUCUCAUCCCAGGAUGCCAGGAGGUCAGUCCUCACAUGGAACACUGACAUAGCAGAAUCAAAGUCCUCUAUGCAGGAUACCAGUGAAACUAAGGAUUUUACACCAAGAGGUAGUCAACAAAUCCAAAUAUACCCUAACUCAGACUCUGGCUCCCCAGAAUCUAGAUCUCUUACUAGAAUUCCUACCAGUGAGCUAGAUAACAGCCCCAGUCCUGAUCUCCAUUCAGGGGCCCUGAAGUCUUUCUUCUCAAGCAUUGGUAUAUCUAGCACUGAGGUGAUGAAUGAAUACAGGAGCAAGGGGACCUAUGUGCUAUACAUUAUAGAGUACCAGGCCUUCUACUCUAACCCUGAAGGGGCUCCAAUAUUGUGUAAGCGAAUUGUUAGACGAAGAUAUAGAGAGUUUGUCAACCUACAGGAGAGGCUUGAGGGGAAGCCAUAUUUUAAAAAUAGUCUGAAAGAUGUUAAAGGUCCUUCGAGGUGGGCAUCAAUGCCAUUUGGAAAGAUGGAUCAAAGAAGUGUAGAAGGCAGAAGAAAGAAGCUAGAAAAAUACCUACAGACUAUUGCUGAGAAAGAGGAUUUGGGGUCUUGUGAAGACUUCAAGGAGUUUCUCGCAUAUGAGGGUGGGGCAAACAUAGCAUUUGUGAAGCGAGCACAGGAGAUUUCUGUACCCAGAAUUGACAAGAUGUUUACAAAGACAGUUUCCGGAGUAUUUGAUAGAAUCACCACAGCAUUACCCAGCAUGCCACAGGAUAGCUUGACCAAAGUGAUUUCCAGAGACCGAAGAAAAAAUCGGAAAACUAAAGAAAUUGAUAGAGGCUUUGAUGUUGAUGAUAUAUUUGUUGAUUAUGAGUUUGAAGAUGAAGAGGAAGAACAAGAGGAGAACAUAGAGGAAAGUGCAAUACUGGGCACAAUGCAGAGAUUUAUACAGCAGAGUACCAUCCAUAAACAAGAAGAACACAUUGGGGUUGAUACACCUGAGCUCUCCAGCAUUAGUGAUGACUUUGAGGAAUGCAUAGAUGAUGAACUUCCCCUCCUAGCAAGAAGAUCUGAGGGCGAUGGCUGUGAUGGCAUUACCAGUCAUCAAGAUGCGACGAAGACUGUUGACAGGGAUAUACCUUUAGCCUCCUCUCUACUGAACCUUGCAGUGCAGACAUCCCUUGGCAAUGAUGCUUGGGUGUGUAGGGAAAACAUCAUAAAGUCUUUGAAGGCCCUUCUUGGAAAAGCUAUCAAUUGUUGGUUUCAAGGUGAGCUAAAAGAUUUGACGUCUAAAGAAAGAUGUGCGUACUAUAUUUGGUUGCUAAGGGACACACUCUGGCCUAAUGGUUGCCUAGCAACUGAGUCUGCCCCUGAGAGAACCCAGCAAGAAAGAGAACAAACUGUACUUGACACAAGAAAAUGUUUAGUGGAAUUUUUUCCAAAUUUUAUUCCUGCUAUAGUUGGUGAUAAUGACUUCCAGUACUGUGUUGACCAAGUAUUGAACUCCCUGCAACAUGACAAGCUGAACAGGCAUUUUGUUUACUGUCUGCUCGACAUACUUGUGGAAGAGGUGUUCCCUGAGAUCAGUACUAUUCAACUACAAAAGGCAAUGCUUCAACAAUCUAAAUCUAAAUGAACAGUAAUGACGAUUAUGACAUAAAGAGCAUACUAGUAUUUAAUCUAUUUUACAUCCUUAAAAAAGCUAGAAAGAAAUGAAAAGGUGGACAGUUUUUUGGGCUUACAACUUGCAAUGUAUAAUACAUAGAAGUUUUGUUGCAAGCGUAUGGUGAUUUCUAGAAACAUUGAGUGGGACUACAACAGUUGAAAUGAACAAACAUGAUGGAAUAGGAAGAAAUAUGGACACGUAUGAUGUGAAUUCACUGAAUAAAUGUGAAUACAUUUUCUUGUCAAAAAUAUGGGGGCCUUAAUAGGAGUGGACAUUUUAGAUCUACCGGUAAAUGUCAAUUAUGACUCAGAAUCAAUAAAUAGAUAAUAUACCUUGUAUGACGUAUUCUUUGACAAAUAUUGAUUGUUUGUUAGAGCUUCCUGUACAGAAAGAAUGACUCGAACAACAUAAAUAUUUCUAAAUGACUGAUAAUGACUUAAUACUUAAUUUAGAUGUUGCGAAACCAAGGUUUCCUGUGAUUAGAUGGCUCAAUAAUAACGGAAGUCACAAAUAGUAGUAAUUCUCACCUCAAUAACCAAAUACGCUUAUCAAUGUACUGAAGUAAGUAUUAGUAAAUAAUUUUUCAAAAUCUCUAUACCAUUUUUUACACAUGUAGUAGUUAUGAAUAAAACCCAGCUGCUUUCAAUCUUCAAA